Messenger RNA from Phascolarctos cinereus (koala), 8339 nucleotides. It is a transcript of the gene SHANK3, whose product is annotated as SH3 and multiple ankyrin repeat domains 3. Gene Ontology annotation, molecular function: synaptic receptor adaptor activity; ionotropic glutamate receptor binding. Lineage: Eukaryota; Metazoa; Chordata; Mammalia; Diprotodontia; Phascolarctidae. The record is from RefSeq and is a predicted model, not a curated record. Gene Ontology annotation, cellular component: postsynaptic membrane; postsynaptic density; dendritic spine.
UGGGGGGGCGGGGCGGAGCGGGGAGUCCCCGCACGACUCGCUCCGGGCCCCGGGAGCGGCCAGCCCCGGCCCGGGCCCCGGCCCCGGCCCAGGCUCCGGCCCCGGCCCCGGUAUGGAUGGCCCCGGGGCUAACGCUGUGGUCGUCCGCAUUGGCAUCCCGGACCUGCAGCAGACGAAAUGUCUGCGGCUGAACCCCGACGCACCCGUGUGGGUGUCCAAGCAGCGGGUGCUGUGCGCCCUCAACCACAGUCUGCAGGAUGUACUCAACUAUGGCCUCUUCCAGCCCCCCUCCCAGGGCCGGGCAGGCAAGUUCCUGGACGAAGAGCGUCUGCUGCGGGACUACCCGCCCAACAUGGACACGCCCCUGCCCUAUCUGGAGUUCCGCUACAAACGCAGAAUUUACACCCAGAGCCUGCUGGACGAUAAGCAGUUUGCAAAGUUACACACCAAGGCGAACCUUAAGAAGUUCAUGGAGUAUGUCCAGCUUCACAGCACAGACAAAGUGGCCCGGCUUCUGGACAAGGGGCUGGACCCCAACUUCCACGACCCUGACACAGGAGAGUGCCCCUUGACCGUGGCUGCCCAGAUGGACAGUGCCACCGAUUUACUAAAGGUCCUGAGGAAUGGUGGGGCCCAUCUGGACUUCCGCACUCGGGAAGGGCUGACAGCCUUGCACAUCGCCACACGCUGCCGGAACCCCAGUGCCCUGACGACCCUGCUGGACCUUGGGGCAUCUCCAGACUACAAGGACAGCCGUGGCCUGACCCCCCUAUACCAUAGCGCCCUGGGGGGUGGGGACCCCCUCUGCUGUGAGCUCUUGCUCCAUGACCAUGCACAGAUUGGGACAGCUGAUGAGAAUGGAUGGCAAGAGAUUCAUCAGGCCUGUCGCUUUGGGCAUGUCCAACACCUGGAACAUUUGCUGUUCUAUGGGGCUGACAUGAGGGCCCAGAAUGCAUCAGGAAACACAGCCCUGCAUAUCUGUGCCCUGUACAAUCAGGAGAGCUGUGCCCGGGUUCUCCUCUUCCGGGGAGCCAAUAAGGAUGUUCGUAAUUACAAUAGCCAAACAGCUUUUCAGGUGGCCAUCAUUGCUGGGAACUUUGAACUUGCUGAGGUCAUCAAAACUCAUAAGGAUUCUGAUGUUGUGCCGUUCCGGGAGACUCCCAGCUAUGCAAAGCGGCGACGCCUGGCGGGUCCCAGUGGCCUGGCCUCCCCGAGGCCAUUGCAGCGCUCAGCCAGUGAUAACGAUCUCAAGGCUGAAGCCCGGUCUGGCCCCUCCCCGGGACCCUCGCUCAGAAGCCUCCCCCACCAGUUACUGCUCCAGAUGCAAGAAGCAGGCAUGGGGCCCAUCGCAGGGCUCCGAGGAUCCCAAAGUCGAUCCCCAUCCCUUCAGCGUCUGCAGGAAGAUAAGGAGAGGGACAAAGAUCCCAGUGGUCACACCCUGGUCAGAGGAGGCCGCAGCAAGAGCAGCCCGAGCGGCCCCGGCGGCGGCCCCGGAGGAGGAGGAGGAGGAGGAGGCGGCGGCGGUGGCGGCCCGGGAGCUCUGGGCCCCGCUGCGGCCACCAGCCCUGCGCCCGCGCCCGCACCCUCGCCCGCGCCGCCCCGGGGCCCAAAGCGCAAACUUUACAGCGCGGUCCCCGGCCGCAAGUUCAUCGUGGUGAAUGCGCACAGCCCGCGGGGCGAGGGCGAGAUUCCGCUGCACCGCGGCGAAGCUGUCAAGGUGCUGAGCAUCGGGGAGGGCGGUUUCUGGGAGGGAACGGUGAAAGGUCGCACGGGCUGGUUCCCAGCUGACUGCGUGGAGGAGGUCCAGAUGCGCCAAUAUGACACACGGCAUGAAACACGUGAGGACCGAACCAAGCGCCUUUUCCGACAUUAUACUGUGGGCUCUUACGACAGUCUCACCUCACACAGUGACUAUGUCAUUGAAGACAAGGUGGCUGUCCUGCAGAAGCGGGAGCAAGAGGGUUUUGGCUUCGUCCUUCGGGGAGCCAAAGCAGAGACCCCCAUUGAAGAAUUCACACCAACCCCAGCCUUCCCUGCUCUCCAGUACUUAGAAUCUGUGGAUUAUGAGGGUGUGGCCUGGAGGGCAGGACUCCGGACAGGAGACUUCCUUAUUGAGGUGAAUGGAGUCAACGUGGUGAAGGUUGGACAUAAGCAGGUUGUGGCCUUGAUCCGCCAAGGUGGGAACCGCCUGCUCAUGAAGGUCGUGUCAGUGACAAGGAAACCGGAGGAAGAGGGGGCACGGCGGAGAGCCCCUCCGCCCCCCAAGAGGGCGCCCAGUACCACGUUGACUCUGCGUUCCAAGUCCAUGACUGCUGAGCUGGAGGAGCUGGCCUCAAUUCGGAGGAGGAAAGGGGAUGAGAAAACUGAGGCUGAGGACGGUGAAGAGACGUGCCCAAGUCACACAGAAGAGAAAAGAGAAAGCCACGCCUUCCUGGGGCGCCUUGCAGCCGAGAGCACCAAAGCCCCCACGCCAGCUUACCCCCAGUCUGCCCGAGAGAAGCUGGAUGAGAUCCUGGCGGCAGCUGCAGAGCCCACGCUGAGACCAGACAUCGCAGAUGCCGACUCCAGGGCGGCCACUGUCAAGCAGAGGCCCACAAGUCGACGCAUCACUCCCGCAGAGAUCAGUUCUUUGUUUGAACGCCAGGGCCUCCCUGGCUCUGAGAAGCUUCCUGGAUCCCUUCGAAAGGGCAUCCCGCGCACCAAAUCUGUAGGGGAAGAUGAGAAGCUGGCCUCUCUCCUGGAGGGGAAGUUCCCGAGGAGUUCGUCUAUGCAGGAUGCUGUCCGUGAGGGCCAUGGGAUCCCGCCCCCACCCCAGACCGCCCCACCCCCCCCACCUUCCCCUUACUACUUCGACACAGGACCACCUCCCUCCUUUUCACCGCCACCCCCGCCAGGCCGUGCCUACGACACCGUCAGAUCCAGCUUCAAGCCGGGGCUGGAGGCCCGGCUGGGAGGGGCGGGACCCCCUGGGCUCUAUGCCCCUGGCCUCGGCGCUCAUGGGCCUCUCCCUUACCCUGAGCGCCAGAAGCGGGCUCGGUCCAUGAUCAUCUUGCAGGACUCACCCCACGAACCAGCUGUGCCCGACAGCACCCGGCCUCCUCCUGCAGCCACGCCCCCUGAGCGACUGAGGCGGAAGGCGCGAGUGCCCGGCAGUCAAGACAGCCCUUACGCCAACCUGGGCGCCUUCAGUGCCAGUCUCUUUGCCCCAUCGAAGCCACAGCGCAGGAAGAGCCCCCUGGUGAAGCAGCUGCAGGUGGAGGAAGCGCAGGACCGGGCCGCUUUGGCUGUGGGGGGCAGCGGCAGCAGUUUCCCCCGGGAGCCCUCGCCCACUCGCCGGGGGCACCGGCUCGGGGGGCUCGACUACCCCCCCGGGGAACCACCUGGCCUCCCAUUUGCUGGCGCCGGACCUGGCAAGGAACGAGACCGUCGGCUGGAUGAGAGGCGCCGCUCCACCGUCUUCCUUUCCGUGGGGGCCAUCGAGGGCAGCCCGCCCAGCGCAGAGAUGCCAUCCCUGCAGCCUUCCCGAUCCAUCGACGAGCGCCUCCUGGGCAGCGGCCGGGACCUGCUCUUACCCUCGCCCGUCUCCGCUCUCAAGCCAUUGGUCAGCAGUCCUAGCCCCUCCCCUGUGGGCUCCACCUUCAUCCACCCACUCACCGGCAAGCCCCUGGACCCCAGCUCACCCUUAGCCCUCGCCUUGGCCGCCCGGGAGCGGGCCCUGGCCUCCCAGGUGCCCUCAAGAUCCCCAACCCCCGUUCACAGCCCAGACACGGAUAGGCCAGCCCCUCUCUUUGUGGACAUCCAGAGCAGAGAGCCAGAGCGCAGCAGCCUGGCUUCCCCCACCCCAGCCUUUUCCCCCCGGGGCCCCGCGUGGGGCCCCCUCCCUGCCCGCCGAGAGGUUGAGAAGUCCCCACGGGAGGAGAGGAAGACACCAGAUGACAAGAAGUCCAUGAUCCUCAGCGUUCUGGACACAUCGCUGCAGCGUCCCGCGGGUCUCAUCGUGGUCCACGCCACGGGCAAUGGGCAGGGCCCUGGGGAGCUGGAGGCAGAGGAGAGUACACCGGGAGCCCCUGAGCUGAGCCAGGCCCCUCCGGCCGCUGCCACCGUGGCCGCACCUGGGGCCCUGCCCAGCCCCCGGACCCAGCCCCCUAGCAGCCCCCCUGCCGCCGACACGGUGCUGGGGCAGGGCAGCUCCGAGGAAGAGCCAGACCUGGUGUUUGCUGUGGCCCUGCCCCCAGCCCAGCUGUCAUCCAGUGACGAGGAGACGAGGGAAGAGCUGGCCAGGAUCGGGCUGGUGCCGCCCCCAGACGAGUUUGCCAACGGCCUCCUGGUGACCACGCCCCCCCCGGGCCCCGGGCCGGCCCCUUCCCUCAUGGCCUCGCCCAGCCCAGCCUCAGGGAAGCCCAGCAGUGAAGCGCCCCCUGCCCCGGAGUCAGCCGCGGAUUCUGGUGUGGAGGAGGUGGACACGCGCAGCUCCAGCGACCCUCACCUGGAGACCACAAGCACCAUCUCCACCGUGUCCAGCAUGUCCACGUUGAGCUCCGAGAGCGGUGAGCCCACGGACACGCACACCUCCUUCGCUGACGGACACACUUUUGUACUCGAGAAGCCGCCUGUGCCUCCGAAACCGAAACUCAAGUCCCCGCUCGGGAAGGGGCCCGUGACCUUCAGGGACCCUCUGCUCAAGCAGUCUUCGGACAGCGAGCUCAUUGCCGCCGCCUCCGCCGGGCUGGCCUCCGGAGCUGGGCCUGCCCGCCCUCGCUACCUCUUCCAGAGAAGGUCUAAGCUGUGGGGGGACCCGGUGGAGAGCCGGGGGCUCCCAGGCCCCGAAGACGACAAACCGACUGUGAUCACCGAGCUGAGCUCCCGCCUGCAACAGCUCAACAAAGACACCCGUUCCCUAGGGGAGGAGCCUGUGGGAGGCCUGGGGGGCCUGCUUGACCCCCUCAAGAAAUCACCUGCUGUGGCUGCACGGCUCUUCAGCAGCCUCGGCGAGCUGAGCACCAUCUCGCAGCAGCCGUCGCCCCAGCCCCAGCAGCAGCAGCGCGGCGGAGUGGGGCCCCCGGGGCCCGGGGCCUCGUACACCGUCCGGCCCGGCAGCCGCUACCCCGUGGCCCGCCGGACGCCGAGUCCCGUGAAACCGGCGUCGCUGGAGCGCGCCGAGGGGCUAGGUACAGGUCCCGGAGGCGGUGUGGGGCGGCCCUUCGGCCUCACUCCACCAACCAUCCUCAAGUCGUCCAGCCUUUCCAUCCCCCACGAGCCCAAAGAGGUGCGCUUCGUGGUGCGUAGCGUCAGCGCGCGGAGCCGCUCGCCAUCUCCUUCGCCCACUCCGGCCCCUGGCCCCCCAGGGCCUGGGCCCGGGCCCGGGCCGGGCCUGGGCGCUGCCCCUGGCCCCGCCCGCCCCUUCCAGCAGAAGCCGCUGCAGCUCUGGACCAAGUUCGACGUAGGCGACUGGCUGGACAGCAUCCACCUGGGCGAGCAUCGGGACCGCUUCGAGGACCACGAGAUCGAGGGCGCUCACCUGCCCGCGCUCACCAAGGACGACUUCGUGGAGCUGGGCGUGACGCGCGUGGGCCAUCGAAUGAACAUCGAGCGCGCCCUCAAGGCGCUGGCCGACAGCUGACCGCGCGCCCCCGGCCCCCUCCACCCCGCCGGGCGCCCUGCCGGCAGGGCCCCCACCCGCGUGACGCGAGCUGGGUCCCGCCCCCGCGGGGGCUCGUGGGCCAGCCUCUCCGCGGACAGGCCCACCUUGUCCCCGCCGCGCAACUCCACCAGACGUCGGUCAGGCCCCGCCCCUCCCCUCUUUUCCCGGAGCCCCUCCCUAUGCCCGCCCGCCCCUUCUUCCCUCCCCCACCUCAGUAUCCCCCAAGCCCGCGUCGCGGCCCCGGGGCCGGAAUGUUGCAUGAAUCGUCCUGUUUGCUGUUGCUCGGAGAGUCGCCCUGUACAUUGCUUUUCGCCCCCGCCCCCCUGCCCUGCCCCCUCUACCCCAGCACGUGGUCUUGAAGGGCGGGGCGGGGCGGCCCGGCAUGCGGGGGCCGGGCGGGGCUGAGCAGGGCCCCCCUCCCCCCGGGUUUGCAUAUUUUUAAUCUGCUCUAUAUUUGGAAGGAGAAAAGGAACAAGCGUCUCUGUCCCGCCCCCACCCCCGGCCCGGCCCGGCCCGGUUCGGUCCAGCGCAGCCCAGUUCAGCUCUACUCAGCUUAGCCGCGUCGGGCCGAGCGGGGUCCGCCGGAACCGGGUGCGCCAGGGCCCGCGGCCGCCACGUCUUCCACCUCCCAGCGCCUUGCGGGGCCCGGCCUCACUGCCACCCGCCCCCGCGGCCCCGGCCCGGCCCGGCGCGGAGGAAGGGGGGCCGGGUCCGCUCCAGCUGGUCUGGGCUCUGCCAUCGCCCCCCCCCCCCCCGCUGAGCUGGUCCCGGCGCGCCGCCCCCCCAUCCCCCUUCAGGUGCUGCAGGAAAGGACGAGUGAGGCCUCGCGCCCUCCGAUCCUGCUCCGCCCCCAGCACACUAGGGGCCGCGGCUGGCUUGGGAGACAAUAGCCAAUAAGGGGGGCAGCGAGGACCCCCACCCUCCCCCGUCCCCCCUCGGGGUCCCCACUCCAAGCCCCUCCUCUCAGUCUCGUUUCACUGUCUCUGCCCCUGUCCCCCUCCCAGGGCCUCUCCUCCGGAUUCAGCAGUCACCAGAGGAGAGGGUCUUCCCCGUCUCCCAAUGCAGCUGCCAGUGUCUCGGAUCCCUGAAGAGGCCCUCCACACCCUCCCCCGAUUCCACCCCUGCCUCGGUGAGACUGUGUGUGAAGCCGCGAGGCUGUGCGCAAGUGUGCCGUCGGGGGCUUGACGUGCGUGGGCAUGCAGUUGGCGAUCAGGGUUGAGACUGGGCACUGUGCCCCUCAACGGUGGGCUAGACGGAGUGAGAUUGUCUGGGAAACAAUUGAGGCUGUGAAGGCACGUGUGCGUGAGUGUGCACGUGCGAGAAUGUACCUGGGUGAGAGACCAGCAAGCUGUUUGGGAUUGGUUGCGAGUGCACGCCCGAAAUGGGUUGGGACAAUGGGGGCUGAGCUGCUGACAGGCCGGCCCGGGCCGCCGGGUCUAUUGACUGCGUGAGUGUCUAUGAGUGUGAGUGUGUGCGCACAGGCUUGGGCCCCCUCGCCAAGGACCUGCCGGGUUCCCCCAAAGCUCAAGGAGGAAUCUGGGGGCGGGGAGGAGGGAUAGUUUUGUUUAUUGGAUUCAUCUUCCUCUGUUGGGAGAGGCCCAGGCCAAGGAGUUCUUGCACCAUGGGAGGGGUCUACGCGUGACCCCUUCCCUCGGAGCAACCCUCCCAUCAGCUCCUAGCAGGGAGAGGAGGCGGCUCCGCUGGGCCCUAGGUCGGGGGUGGGGGGACCUCGGAGCCAGGCGCCCCUAGCCUUUUGCCUCGGCUCAGGGGAGGGUGCUGGGAAUCUCUGGGGCUGUUUUCAUCUUGAGAUGCCCCUCCCCCCUCCUCUCCGCCUCCUCCCUCUCCCCAUGGCCCCUUUACUGUGACUUCUAAUGCUCAGCAAUGACCUUUGGGGUCUGUGGGGUGGGGGGGCGCCCUCUUGGACCUGUUUUUAAAUCUGGGGGUUGGGGUCUGGACUAAACUCCGUCCAUGUCACUCACAAGGUUCUGUUUGUAUUUCUAACUUUUUUUUUUAAUAAAAGAAAAUAGAAAAUUUCACACCCUAGGGGCCUGGCACGCAGGUCUGUGCUGAGGUUGUUCUGGGUGUACACACACACACACACACACACACACACACACACACACACACGCACCCCACACUGUUCUGCCCUCCACUCACCCCACAUUCCCUCCACUCUCACCAGCUCUCCCCACACACCGUUUUGCCCUAUGCUCACCCCGGACUCUCACCCUGCCCCACAGUGAUGCAGCCACAAACAGUUACAACCAUAGAACCAAGCAGUAAUACAACCCAAUGCCACAUUAAGGCACAUAGCCUCCUGCCCACGGAGUCACAAAAGUCUUACAGAGUCUCACAGGGUCUCUCACACAGUCUCACCUAAUCUCUGUCCCCUCUCCAUCCAAGUCUCACACACAUGCAUACACACCCAUACAUACACAUGCACAUACAUACGUACACACAUGCACACAUACACCUGUGGGUUUUUGGUUCCAUUCCGUUUUGGGUUUUUAACUUGACAGGGUCAGUUCAGUUUCACCCCCGUCUUUUGUAUGGAGUUCAGUGGGGAGAUUUCUCCUCCCCUCUCCAGCCCCGGGGCCUCCUGACCCUGACGUUGUGAUACACCCCACAGAGAUCUAUGUUUCUUAUAUUAUUAUUAAUUAUUAUAUUAUUAUUAUGUAAUAAAUUUAUAAGAAACGAA